AUGCUCGCAGCACUUCCCCAGCCAGGCCUCGUGCUCUUCCCCGGCUUCACAGCCCAACGCCCCGAGACCUUUUUCGUAAAAUGCGACAGUGGAUCUUCGACCAUGGCACAUUACCAAGUUUCGUUCGCAUCUCCCACCGGCGGUCCCGGCGCACCACUCAUGCGCAUCAACGAAGAAGAGAAGAAGACUAUCAUCUUCCGUCUGCUAAACGGUCAAGAAGCGAUGAGGAUAGUGAAGCAAGUGCACAACUGGAGCGGAAAGAGCCCGGAGUACCAUGGAUACGCGCCAGAUGGGAGGAAGCUGUGGCAUUUGAGUCUAAAGUCGGGAUUGCUGAAGACGAAAUAUGUCUUGACGUGGGAGCCUGGAUCAGGAUCGUGCAUGCCAUCGGUGGAAAUAGAGAACAAAACGUCCAGUGGAGACCUUGGUCUGUUGGUCAAUGGUAGCCUGGCUAUGACCGUGACGAAGCCCAACAUCUUGAAAUGGCGGAGGGAGAACGUGGUAAACGUAGCACCAGGUAUGGAUAUCUUGCUUGCGUUGGGUCUGAAUUGGAUACGAUACGAUAAGCAGAGCAUGGAUGCGAAAGCCAUAGGUAAAGGUGUUGGUGACGGAGGUGACUCAGUAGCUGCAAUUAGCGGUGAGUAA
Macroventuria anomochaeta is the source of this 642-nucleotide messenger RNA. RefSeq lists its product as uncharacterized. The record is from RefSeq and is a predicted model, not a curated record. NCBI's taxonomy places the organism in Eukaryota, Fungi, Ascomycota, Dothideomycetes, Pleosporales, Didymellaceae. The transcript has 2 exons. Bases 1 to 642 code for a protein of 213 amino acids.